This is a messenger RNA of Odocoileus virginianus texanus, 2635 nucleotides long. It is a transcript of the gene GLS2, whose product is annotated as glutaminase 2. The record is from RefSeq and is a predicted model, not a curated record. Gene Ontology annotation, biological process: L-glutamine catabolic process. Lineage: Eukaryota; Metazoa; Chordata; Mammalia; Artiodactyla; Cervidae. Gene Ontology annotation, molecular function: protein binding; glutaminase activity.
CGAUGCCCUGUGUCGGGGGAAUUGGGUGCACCUGGCCGGGUCCGAGCCUUGUAGAGACCGGCCCCUCCUCCUGGGCCAGCCCCACCCACCGGGCCUCCCCUCUCCACUGCUCUCCAUCCCUGAGCUCUCUCCACCUGGUCCGCGAUUCUUCCGCCCCUCGCUCCAACCACCUUUCAGACGCCCUGGGCGCUCUGGCCGAGCGGGCGGCGAGCUGGGGGGAUGCGCUCCAUCAAGGCUCUACAGAAUUCGCUGAGCAGGGCCGGCAGUCACUGCCGGCGGGGAGGCUGGGGUCACCUGAGCCAGAACCCUCUCCUUGGCUGGGGUGCCCGGCACCACCUCAGUGAGCUGGCGGCGCAGGGCAGGGAGACGCCGCACAGCCUUCAGACGCAGCACCAGGACCAGGGAACUAACAUCCCGAACGCUGCCUGGCCCAGCCCUGCCUCCAAAAAAACCGAAGAAGGCAAGACAGUAGAGGGGGAGGACUGUUUUCCGUCAGUAAGAUGUGACUCUUCAGAGAGUGGCAUGCUGUCCCGUCUGGGUGACCUGCUCUUCUACACGGUUGCCGAGGGACAGGAACGAAUCCCUAUCCACAAGUUCACCACUGCGCUGAAGGCCACCGGACUGCAGACGUCAGAUCCCCGGCUCCGGGACUGCAUGAGCCUGAUGCGCCGCAUGGUUCGAGAGUCCAACAGUGGUGGCCUCUUGGACCGAGAUCUCUUCCGAAAGUGUGUGAGCAGCAACAUUGUGCUACUGACUCAGGCCUUCCGAAAGAAGUUUGUCAUUCCUGAUUUUGAGGAGUUCACUAACCACGUGGACCGCAUCUUUGAGGAUGCCAAAGAGCUCACUGGAGGCAAGGUGGCAGCCUACAUCCCUCAGCUGGCCAAGUCAAACCCGGGCCUGUGGGGCGUCUCGCUGUGCACCGUGGAUGGCCAGCGGCACUCCGUGGGCCACACCAAGGUCCCCUUCUGCCUGCAGUCCUGCGUGAAGCCCCUCACCUAUGCCAUCUCCAUCAGCACCCUGGGCACGGACUACGUGCACAGGUUCGUGGGCAAGGAGCCCAGCGGCCUGCGCUACAACACGCUCUCCCUCAACGAGGAAGGAAUCCCCCAUAACCCCAUGGUCAAUGCUGGCGCCAUUGUCGUGAGCUCUCUGAUCAAGAUGGACUGUAACAUAGCAGAAAAGUUUGACUUUGUCUUGCAAUAUCUGAACAAAAUGGCUGGGAAUGAAUACAUGGGCUUCAGCAAUGCCACAUUCCAGUCAGAGAAGGAAACGGGGGAUCGGAAUUAUGCCAUCGGGUAUUAUCUAAAGGAAAAGAAGUGCUUUCCUAAAGGGGUGGACAUGAUGGCUGCCCUUGAUCUCUACUUCCAGCUGUGCUCCGUGGAGGUGACCUGUGAGUCGGGCAGCGUCAUGGCGGCCACUCUGGCCAAUGGCGGCAUCUGCCCCAUCACCGGAGAGAGCGUGCUGAGCGCCGAGGCCGUGCGCAACACCCUCAGCCUCAUGCACUCCUGCGGCAUGUACGACUUCUCGGGCCAGUUUGCCUUCCACGUGGGCCUGCCGGCCAAAUCAGCUGUGUCAGGAGCCAUCCUCCUGGUGGUGCCCAGCGUCAUGGGGAUGAUGUGUCUGUCACCUCCACUGGACAAGCUGGGGAACAGCUAUAGGGGGGUCAACUUCUGCCAAAGGUUGGUGUCUCUCUUCAAUUUCCACAACUACGAUAACCUGAGGCACUGCGCUCGGAAAUUAGACCCACGGCGCGAAGGGGGAGAAGUCCGGAACAAGACUGUGGUCAACCUGUUAUUUGCUGCCUCUAGUGGAGAUGUCUCAGCUCUUCGAAGGUUUGCCUUGUCGGCCAUGGAUAUGGAGCAGAAAGACUAUGACUCCCGCACCGCCCUGCACGUUGCCGCCGCUGAAGGACACACUGAAGUUGUUAAAUUCCUGAUUGAGGCCUGCAAAGUGAAUCCUUUUGUCAAGGACAGGUGGGGCAACACCCCCCUGGACGAUGCGGUGCAGUUCAACCACCUGGAGGUGGCGAGACUGCUGCGAGACUACCAGGAGUCUUACACACCGUCUGAGACCUGGGCCGAGGCUGCCGCGGAGGCCCUGUCCAAAGAGAACUUAGAGAGCAUGGUGUGAGCCUGGGGCACGCACGGUCCCUGCCCAAGAAGCAGCACGAGCUGGCCACGGACUUAACAUACAGCCACCAAACAUGCCACGGAGGGCCGCGCGGCUUCAGUGGAGACCAGGGCUGAGGCCAGUGCUUUUUGUGAAAGAGUCGAAAUACCCCAUUCCCUUGGCAGAAAGUACAGAGAAGUGCCUUUGUGGACCCCUGCAGUGAGCUACCUGCAAAGAUUGUGGGCUUCCUCUAGCACAGGCUAAUGGCUUAGCCCGCUCCAGAUCAUCCCAGGUCUUCACACAGGUCCCCUCUUCUCUCCGAAGAAGCCAUUCUGAGAGUGUCCAGCGGAGGGGCUCUAGCCACCCUACACGUGUAUAUAUACACAGAGAAAGAGGGAGCUAUGUACCGGGCUUUAGUAGUCUGGAGACUUCCCCCUUGGCCAGAAGGGCUGCUGCUACUGCUAAUAGCAAUUUUAUAGACAGAGGAAGUAUUUUGUGCUCAAAUAAACUUUAAUCACACAAAUUA